CUUGUGCUUUCUUUUCCAGGCAUCUGACCCAGACAGAAACCAGCUACGAUGUGAGGGAUCAAGAACCGUUGGCAGUAAAAGAGGCCCUGGACGAAUGACAUCAAUGGCUGAAGGAGACUAAGCAUGUAUUUGUGGUUCCCAUGGACCGGCAACACGACUCGCAGAUGAAGAUGAAGGUGAUGCUGAUGAGCGUCGGGAACAGCAGCACGGGACACCAACCCAAACCCCAGGAGCGGGACAAGUGGGGCAGUAAAAUGGAGUUUGUCCUGGCAGUGGCUGGGCACAUCAUUGGUCUUGGGAACGUCUGGCGGUUUCCGUACCUUUGUUACAAAAAUGGAGGCGGGGCGUUCUUCAUACCUUAUGUUUUGUUCUUGUUCACCUGCGGCAUCCCCCUCUUCUUCCUGGAGACGUCCCUGGGCCAGUUCACCAGUCAGGGUGGAAUAACAUGCUGGAGAAAAAUAUGUCCACUUUUCGAAGGUUUGGGCUAUGGAAGCCAGGUGGUCGUUUUGUACACCGGUGUGUACUAUAUUAUCAUACUGGCCUGGGCCUUCCUCUACCUCUUCUCCUCCUUCAGUUCUGAACUUCCCUGGGCAAGUUGUCAGAACAGCUGGAACACAGAGCACUGUUUCAAGCCCGGACACAAUUUUUCAGACUCCGGGCAUCUUCAUGGAAAUAUAUCUUCAGUCAUCGAAUUUUGGGAGAGACGGGUACUGGGUUUGUCCAGUGGAAUUGAAGACAUUGGGAAUAUCCGUUGGGAUUUGGCUCUUUGCCUGCUGCUUGCCUGGGUUAUCUGUUACUUUUGUGUCUGGAAAGGAGUGAAGUCUACAGGAAAGGUAGUCUAUUUCACCGCUACUUUCCCAUAUUUGAUGCUGGUGGUGCUGCUGGUUCGUGGCCUUACAUUGCCGGGGGCAAAAGAUGGAAUAAUGUACUACUUAUACCCGGACCCAUCCCGCCUCACUGAUCCGGAGGUUUGGAUGGAUGCCGGUAGCCAGAUUUUCUACUCUUACGGAGUUUGCACGGGAGUUUUGACAGCCUUGGGAAGUUACAACAAUUACUCCAACAACUGUUACAGAGAUUGUGUUUACCUGUGCCUGUUAAACAGUUUAACCAGCUUUGUAGCUGGAUUUGCCAUUUUCUCCGUGCUUGGCUUCAUGGCAUAUGAACAGGGCAUGGACAUCUCAACGGUGGCUGAAUCUGGUCCUGGCUUGGCGUUCAUUGCUUACCCUCGUGCCGUGGCGUUGAUGCCAGCGCCCCAGCUCUGGGCCGUCUUCUUCUUCUGUAUGAUCAUCUUCCUCGGGUUAGACAGUGAGUUUGUGUAUCAUGAGGCUUUGGUCACAGCAAUCACCGACAUGUAUCCUUCCUUCUUUCAUCCGGCCUAUCGGCGUAAACUCCUUCUCCUUGCCAUCUGUGUGGGAAGUUUCCUUGUUGGCCUGGUGAUGGUUACAGAGGGUGGACUUUAUGUUUUUCAACUGUUUGACUACUAUGCCUGCAGUGGAAUGACCCUCCUCGUUUUUGCAAUUCUCCAGUCAGUCUGCGUUGGAUGGGUAUAUGGUGCAGAUCGCCAGUAUGACAAUAUAAAGGACAUGAUCGGCUAUCGGCCCUGGCCUUUCAUGAAAUACUGUUGGCAGUACAUCACCCCUGCUGUUUGUAUGUGCACAUUUCUCUUUUCCGUGGUCAGAUACACCCCUCUUAAAUUCAACAACACUUAUGAAUACCCCUGGUGGGGCUACGCCAUCGGGGGGUUCUUUACCCUCUCUUCAACCCUCCUUGUGCCUUUAUGGAUGCUGUAUGCCAUGAGCGUCACCCCCGGAACAAUCAAACAGAGAGUGAAAACACUGUGCACUCCGGCCAUAGAGCAGCCCACGGCAAAGGCAGCGUUCAACCACGAAGCAUUUGAGACGUUCACGGAGUUGCACACGCUGCGCAUGGUGACCCAGAGCCCAGACCCGACCUCCUUCAUCUGAAUCCAGAGCCUAGACCAGAGGACCUCCUUCAUCUGAACCCAGAACCCACACCAGACCAGAGGACCUCCUUCAUCUGAACCCAGAACCCACACCAGACCAGAGGACCUCCUUCAUCUGAACCCAGAACCCAGAUCAACCCAGAUCAGACCAGAGUACCUCCUUCAACUGAAUCCAGAUGCCAGGCCUUGGGCCCAUGCCAUGCAGCAGUUUCAUACUACAACUCGUAAUCCCCCCUCCUUUUUUCUCCCAAAUUGUACUUGGCCAAUUACCCUACUCUUCCGAGCCGUCCCGGUCAUUGCUCCACCCCUUGCUCAUCCAGGGAGGGCUGCAGACUACCACAUGCCUCCUCUGAUACACAUGGAGUCGCCAGCCGCUUCUUUCCACCUGACAGUGAGGAGUUUCACCAGGGGGACAUAGUGUGUGGGAGGAUCACGCUAUUCUUUCUAAAUUUAUUGCUGAUUUUUCCCCUUUUUUCUCCCAAUUUAGUGGCCAAUCGAUCCCUAUUUUAGUUCAAACAUCCACCCUCGUACUACAUGCGUUCGUCAACUGCAUCUCUCUGGCCGGCAGUCUCGAAGGAGACCGCCUCCCCACUUUCGUGACAAGGCGACUCCAGGCCGAACCACUGCUUUUUCCCCACACACACAGAGACACAUUCAUGUGACGAACACAAGCUGACUCCGCCCCCCUCCCGCCAAUUAUUGCUCCUUCAUCGAGUUCGGCCAUAGUCGGAUCUGACGAGACCGAGGCGCGAACCCCAGUCCCCAGUGGGCAACUGCAUCGACACAAAGCCGAUGCUUAGACCGCUACACCACCGCGGACCCCAGGAUCACGCUAUUCUACCCAGUCCCCCCCCUCCCCCGAACAGGCACCCCAACCAACCAGAGGAGGUGCCAGUGCAGCGACCAGGACACACCCACAUCCGGCUUCCCACCCGCAGACAAACCGGCGAGCCUUGUGUUGGUAGGCAACAGAUUAGACUACCUUCUACCUGGACGCCCUCAGCUCAUAAUUUUGGUAAAGAUCAAAAUGACAGAGUCAGUUAACGUCUGACCUUUGAGCUUUUGUGUGUAAUUGUAUUUAUAAGGGACAGUAUUACAGUCAUACGGUCAAUAUGAGCGGGUCAGUCAUUUUAGUGACUUCUGUGUUAUGGUGUUUUCAGAACUUUGGUUUGUUACAGACGUCUGUAAAAUCACAGGAUUUGAAAUUACGGCGUUUGCAAAUGUACGGCACCAAAAUGCUCAGCAGUGUCACAUGUUUCUCGUUCUGUUACUUACAAUAAUGGAAACUGGUUUGACUUAUUUUUCUUUGCUAAAUCUUGGUUUUGACACACCGUGUUCAUCCUGCUGUUUCGGUCCUUGAACACUACCAUGAAACAUUACGGAUGAGUUAACGAAGGAAGAAAGAUAUGAUAGAAGAGGGGAAAAAAGAGGGGAAGAAAUGGCAAAGUAAAUAAUGAAAUAUUAAAUUGUAUAUUAUAUUUAAUCUAUUGUCUCGGCCACAGUUUGCAAUAUUCACUUUAGUAUAUUACCCGUCUGUUAAACACAAAGGUUACGUUUACAUGCACGUAGUAUGUAUACAUGCACCAAUGAUACUAUGAGAGUUCCUGCAGACUUUGGUUCAACACAUAACUGAGUUUCUGCAGAGUAACCCCCAAACUGCAGCCAACAUGAAGGAAACGGUCUCCUCAACAAGGUCCACACAAACUUACACCAAGCAAACCUUCUGCACGAAGCACGAUGACCUUGGUCAAAGGUCUUUGUUCUCGAGGUAAAAACCAUUUGGGCCACACCUUCAUCUCUAGUUUACAGAAUCCAGUGGAUUUCAGAAGUGGUUCACUGGUGAUAUUUUCCUGGGCAGCCCAGCUCGGAGCUGUCUAAAG
This is a messenger RNA of Lampris incognitus (smalleye Pacific opah), 3843 nucleotides long. Its product is annotated as sodium- and chloride-dependent GABA transporter 2-like. Gene Ontology annotation, biological process: sodium ion transmembrane transport. The record is from RefSeq and is a predicted model, not a curated record. Lineage: Eukaryota; Metazoa; Chordata; Actinopteri; Lampriformes; Lampridae. The transcript has 15 exons. The coding region runs from base 141 to 1964 and encodes 607 amino acids. Gene Ontology annotation, cellular component: membrane.